ACAUUCCAUGAUUGGUCAUUGUUGUUGUAUGGCACGGCAGAACCAGCACAAGCAACGGAUCCGCGACAUCCAUACAACUCACCAUCAUCAUCCAGCGGCUCAGCGGAAUCACUUCUAGGACGGGCAACACAACGUAUAACAUCGCAGAAGAAAACCAUCAAGCAUGAUGUUUUGAUGAUGAUGAUCAUGUGUCAUCAGUGUGUUCAGGCCGAGCAACAAAAGCAGCGUGAUUCUAGAGACUGGCAACCUGAUUAUGCUCAGGAGCAGCAUGUUCCAGAAAUACGGGUAUGGCACAGAUACACUCUCGUAGUUCCUUGUGUCAUUACCAAGCAUGAAUAA
This is a messenger RNA of Gongylonema pulchrum, 339 nucleotides long. Lineage: Eukaryota; Metazoa; Nematoda; Chromadorea; Rhabditida; Gongylonematidae. The record is from the annotation of a GenBank genome assembly.